This is a messenger RNA of Coffea eugenioides, 773 nucleotides long. Its product is annotated as 50S ribosomal protein L35, chloroplastic. Gene Ontology annotation, molecular function: structural constituent of ribosome. Gene Ontology annotation, cellular component: large ribosomal subunit; ribosome. Gene Ontology annotation, biological process: translation. The transcript has 3 exons. Lineage: Eukaryota; Viridiplantae; Streptophyta; Magnoliopsida; Gentianales; Rubiaceae. The record is from RefSeq and is a predicted model, not a curated record. The coding region runs from base 123 to 584 and encodes 153 amino acids.
AAAAAAAAAGUCACCACACAUCAUUAUCCACAUCAUCUCUCCGGUCUCCCCUCCACCCUCCCAGAGAACCUCCCCACCCAAGCCCUCUCUCCCGGCAGAGCUGCACUACAGUGGCCUAAACCAUGGCAUCAUCCCCAAUUUCAAGAACAACAACAAUGGUAUUCUCCUUAGGCAUAAAGGGUCCCCAACAACAUCACCCAGUCAGGACAGUUCACCUCUCUCCCUUCGCCAAGAAAACUUCACUUAACCUCAGCUCUACUUGCAGCAUUUCUGGGUUCACCCCAGUUGUGCUUAACAGGCUCUCCACUGUUGCUUCCCCCUCCCAGAUCAGUAAUCCACAGUUCCUCACUAUCGUCUGUGCUAAAGGCUAUAAAAUGAAAACCCACAAGGCUUCCGCGAAGCGGUUUCGGGUGUCUGGAAGUGGGAAGAUUAUGAGGAGGAGAGCUGGGAAGCAGCAUUUGUUGGCAAAGAAGAAUACUAAGAGAAAAUUGAGACUCUCCAAGAUGGUGCAAGUUGACCAGAGUGACUACAACAAUGUAAUUGGUGCUUUGCCUUAUUUGAAAGUAAAUCGCAAAGCGAACUAGAGCUGAUGCAGAUGGGCACUGCAGCAGAUGCUGUGUUAUUUUUUUUUGUACUGAAGCACGUCUUUUCUACGUAGAGGAAGUAAGCAAUCCAUUGUUUGCCCUUCCCUUCCAUCUUAGUUUGUAUUUUAUGGUCUAACCAUCUACCUUAUAAAAGAACUUCUGCUCGCUAUUACUUUUGCAAUGACUUUA